This is a messenger RNA of Xyrauchen texanus (razorback sucker), 2185 nucleotides long. It is a transcript of the gene dnajb11, whose product is annotated as DnaJ heat shock protein family (Hsp40) member B11. NCBI's taxonomy places the organism in Eukaryota, Metazoa, Chordata, Actinopteri, Cypriniformes, Catostomidae. The transcript has 10 exons. Gene Ontology annotation, biological process: protein maturation; protein folding. Gene Ontology annotation, molecular function: misfolded protein binding. Gene Ontology annotation, cellular component: endoplasmic reticulum. The coding region runs from base 77 to 1159 and encodes 360 amino acids. The record is from RefSeq and is a predicted model, not a curated record.
AGCAUGAAGAGGGUUUUUGAUAGACAACACACAGAAAGCCGGUGUUUUAUUGGACUUCUGAAAGAAACAAGGACCCAUGGCUGUUAGAGGAAUGAAACUGUCAAGUGUGUGUUUUCUGCUUUUAUAUUUGAUAUCGACAGUACUGGCCGGGAAGGAUUUCUACAAAAUUCUGGGUGUCAGUAGAUCAGCAUCAAUUAAAGAUGUAAAGAAAGCCUACAGAAAGUUGGCACUGCAGCUUCAUCCAGACAGAAAUCAAGAUGACCCAAAUGCCCAAGACAAAUUUGCAGACCUUGGAGCUGCUUACGAGGUGCUCUCAGAUGAGGAGAAAAGGAAACAAUAUGACACAUAUGGAGAGGAGGGCUUAAAGGAGGGCCAUCAUAGUUCACAUGGUGAUGUAUUCUCCAGUUUCUUUGGGGAUUUUGGAUUUAUGUUCGGUAGAAACUCGCAGCCAGCUGGCCGGGAUAUUCCAAGGGGUAAUGACAUAGUACUGGACCUUGAAGUGACCCUAGAAGAGGUGUAUUCUGGGAAUUUUGUUGAGGUGGUACGAAACAAACCUGUUGCAAAAGAAGCACCAGGAAAAAGGAAAUGCAAUUGCCGUCAGGAAAUGAGAACCACACAACUAGGACCAGGUCGCUUCCAGAUGACACAGGAGGUAGUGUGUGAUGAAUGCCCCAAUGUCAAACUUGUAAAUGAGGAGAGAACACUAGAGGUGGAGAUCGAGCAGGGUGUGAGAGAUGAGAUGGAAUACCCUUUCAUGGGGGAAGGCGAACCUCAUAUUGAUGGUGAACCAGGAGAUCUGCGUUUCCGUAUCAAAGUCUUAAAGCAUCCUGUGUUUGAGCGCAGAGGUGACGACCUUUACACAAAUGUCACCAUCUCUCUGGUAGAGGCUCUUGUCGGUUUUGAUAUGGACAUCACUCAUCUAGAUGGUCACAAGGUGCACAUUGUGAGGGAUAAAAUCACUAAGCCAGGAGCUCGUCUCUGGAAGAAGGGUGAGGGCCUGCCAAAUUUUGACAACAUCAAUAUCCGCGGGUCACUCAUAGUCACCUUUGAUGUAGACUUCCCCAAAGAGCAGCUUGAUGACCAGCAGAAAGACGGUAUAAGGCAGCUGCUGAAACAAACACAAUCUCAAAAGAUUUAUAAUGGACUGCAGGGAUACUGACAAACAGCCAACUAAAUCAGGAAUGAUUGCCCUGUUCAUGUCUGCCCUAUACACACACAUACACUCAUUUAAAUACACACUGACGAACAAACAGUGGGGGUGUAUUUAUUUUUGUCAAAUUCUUCUCAGGAUUGGUUAACUUUAAUGUUUUUAUUUAAUUUUUUUUAGUUUUUUUUUUUCAACUUUUUCUAUUUUUAAAAGCAUUGUUUUCUCAUGGAAUGUUAAUGGAAAGUAUUUUUAUUUGAGGAGGUGUUUUUGUUCAAAUUUAUUAUUAUUUUUCCAUAUACAGUUCCAAGUUUUAUACCUUUACUAAGUUGUUCAAGACAUUUUUCAUCAGUUUGAGUGACUACACACACUUCUUGCUGUGGCCAGUCAACAAUCAUCCAAUCAUGGAUCAGCAUAAUGUUUAGUGGCACUUGUUCUGCAUCAGUUAAGAGACAUACUACAAAAACUGCAAAUACAGAAAGAGGACUUCAAACCAGAGGACAAAUUAAAUACCUGCCUCAGCACUAUCUUCAUGGCCCUCUGUUAAGAAAGAAACCGUUAUACUUUAUUAAUGUGUUUCAAACUGUCUCAACCUAGACCCUUCAGUCUUUUGUGUGCUUAUUUUAAAGAAUGGAUUUAUCACUGUUGUUGCAGUUGUUUUUUUUUUUGUAAUGAACAGCUGCUAUCCAUAUAUUUUAGUCUGUGCUGCUCCAGUUAUUGUCAGCUUGGUUCAGUUAUGCCUUUAGGUUACAGGUCUGUUUCCUCUGAGGCAUUUACUUGGUUUUGAAGUUCAAAAAGUAGGCCUCCUCAAUUGUUAAGUUCUGUUUUUUUUUUGUAAAAUGUACCUCACUUUCUUCUUCCCUUCACAACCCCUCUUGAUGUUCAGCCCACUGGGUCUCAUCCCAGUUGCUCACUUUUCUUCGUAUUUUUGUGGACUGCACCAGACAAAAAAGAACAACUUCUUAUAUCAUCUUGUGCCCAAUUGAAGAAAAAUAUGUUUGUAAUUUUCAAAUGAAAAUUAAAAGUUUCUAAUUAUGGUUC